Messenger RNA from Rangifer tarandus platyrhynchus (Svalbard reindeer), 837 nucleotides. The record is from the annotation of a GenBank genome assembly. NCBI's taxonomy places the organism in Eukaryota, Metazoa, Chordata, Mammalia, Artiodactyla, Cervidae.
AUGCACGGUCCUGUCCUGCACCCGCCCGGGCCCUGCCUGCGGGGCCAGCGCAGCCUUGGGUGCUGGGCGGUGGGACAGCGGGAGAUCGGCCGAACCCCAGGACGAGCCUUAGCUGCCCAGUGCUGCCCAAACCGUGAGAGCAAGCCUCGGGUAAGAGCAUCCGUAGAGGACCCUGCUGCAGAGGCAUCUUUAGUGCCUUCAUUUGGAAGAAAACGGGCUCAGAGAGGGGCAGUCAGUUGCCCAAGGUCACACAGCUCGUCAUGCGUCCAAGGAUUCAGAAGCACAAAUUCGUUCACCAUGGCUCCUAAGAUCCGCCUCUUCCCCAAAGGCAAUCGCAGUAAGCCGGACUUAGAAAUAGCCGUGGUGCCUGAAGGAUUGGUCGGUCUUCUGAGCUUUGGAGCAUAUUGUGAACUGCUGAUGCAGGUUUGGGGGACACAGAAUUCCGAGCUGUCGGCACAUUCCUGCGGUGGGAGAAGCCAGCCCCCGCGGAUGACACAGCAUGCACAGCCCCACCCUGCACCCCUCCCAACCGCCCCCCCUCACACCGGUGGCCAGCCCAGGUCAGGUGGGGCCAGGCCAGUGUCUCAGAGGGCCCUGCGGGAGCAGCCAAACCCGGAAGAUUCUCCAGGAGGGGUGGCCCAGGUCCAGGGAAUGGACCAAGGGCUCCACCCCAGCCUCCGCUUGUCCAAGAUCGCAUUUUUGAGGACUGGUCAGGACAAGGUUGGGGAAGCCGUGCCAGUUCUCCUGGGGCUUUCGGAAUGCAAUGGAAAGAAAGCUCUCAGGCCCUGGAGGGCAGGGGUGGGACCUCUCGUUUAUGGAGAAGGUUCCCAGCGCUGA